Molecule: messenger RNA, 3138 nt
Organism: Rhizoctonia solani
Lineage: Eukaryota; Fungi; Basidiomycota; Agaricomycetes; Cantharellales; Ceratobasidiaceae
Product: Negative regulator of sexual conjugation and meiosis
Exons: 6
Coding region: 1-3138 (1045 amino acids)
Biological process (GO): autophagy; peptidyl-serine phosphorylation
Cellular component (GO): cytoplasm
Molecular function (GO): ATP binding; protein serine/threonine kinase activity
Source: RefSeq, a predicted model, not a curated record
AUGUCGCACGUCGUUUUUCCGACUGACGGUGAGCGGAUGGCGCGUCCGCAGGCCAGCUCGGCGCUCUUUGCUGCUCUUGCUGCCAACACCGAGCGCUUCAGCCAGCCAUACCAGUACGCGAUUCCUCCGCUCCAGACCUCUGGCAUCAGCCGCCGACUGUCCAGUGCUGGCUACGACUCUCCCUCGUCUGGCCUGCCGAGCCCCACAUGGCCUACGCCGCCGCACACGCCGUCCAAGAGCCAGAAUGAGCCCAAGCCGCUGUUGCUCCCACCGUCGGUGGUGUCGUCGGCGUCUCCGAUCCGAAUGAGUCCACGUGCAAAUCCAAGGCGACUCAGCAAUGCCUCUGCCCGCUUCUCUCGUCGUGUCUCUCUCGCCAGCGCUUAUUCUCUCUCCCGCCCUCCCUCGAGCGCCCGUCUCCAGUCCCGCCAGGUCUCUGUCCGUCUUGCCUCGUCCGUCCGCAACUCGUCCUAUUCCAAUGGCAUGCCUGAAGAAACACUCGGAGAAGGAGAUGUCGUUGGUCAUGGCAUGAUCGUCAACGGCGAGCUCGUUACCGCUGUCGACCAUGGCCGUGAGCCGGUGAUGGGCGGCCCCGAGAAUGGCGCCAACGCACGAUACGAAAUUGUCCGUAAACUCGGAAGUGGUUCCUAUGCUACUGUGUUCCUUGCCCGCGAGAUCCUGGCCGAGCCUGGUCCCCCGACCGAUAGCGACCUGCCGUUUGAGUGGAAUGGAUCGGACGACACCCAUGCAGAUCCCGACAUGACGAUCCGCCCCUCGAGUGCACGUAUCUACGGCCGGUCUUUUGCAAUCAAAUGUCUCUCUCGUGCGUCCCUCACAUCUCCCGAGAGUCUCGCCGUCCAGAUGCUUGAAGCCACCAUCCACGGAAGUCUCCCUGUCCACUCCAACGUCGUUACGCUCCAUGCAGCCCUCGAAAGCAACUCGUGCCUCUUCCUCGUCCUCGAAUACGUCCGCGGCCCGACCUCUUCUACUUUCUCGAGCAGAGCCGCGAUACGUUCCCCCCGUCGCCUCUGUCUGAAGAACACGAACACGAAUUCACUCCCCGUGCCCCAUCCCAUGUCCCCGAGCAGAACCGCACCCCGCCAACCCCAUCGCUCCUUUCCGCCCUCGGGCCCAGUCUCAUCCUCAGUCCGACACGGCUCAAGCUCAUCGCGAGCAUGUUCAGGCAGAUGUGCGACGCCGUUGCUGCCUGCCAUGCCCAUGGAGUCUCCCACCGCGACAUCAAGCCCGAGAACUUUAUCGUUACCGAUGCGAGUCGGCGAGGAUCGUCGCGUUGUCGUCAAGCUCUCUGACUUUGGUUUGGCUACUGGUGAUGAUGAAAGCGCUGACAUGGAUUGUGGAUCUGCUCCGUACAUGAGCUAUGAAUGCCGAAACAACUGCGCACCCACCUACAAGCCCCGUGCAGCCGACGUCUGGUCUCUCGGCAUUGUCCUUAUCAACAUGCUCUACCACGUCAACCCCUGGUCCGACACAUUCGAAUCUGCCUGCCCAUCCUUUACAGCCUUCCGACUUGCACCCAUCGAGUUCUUCCUGUCCCGCUUUGCCGGCAUGACCCGCACCGUCGCUACAUUCCUCGCCACCCGCGUCUUUUGCAUCCCCGACACGAACCGCAUCGACGCUGAAGGGUUCGGCGAAUGGGUCAAGGACCUCGUCUCGCAUUUCGGCGAACCGGUUUCCGUAGGCGGUGUGGUUGUCAAGGGAUGCGUGCCCGUGCAGAGGGAAGGCCUCAUUGAUGUCGAGGGUGCCAAGGAGGUGUUGGGUCUCGGUUUGGUCUUGGCCGAAGAGGUUCAAGUGGUCCGUGAGGAAGGAGACGAAGGAGAAGAGGAAGAACCCAUGACGCCCGUCGCAGAGGAAAAAGAAAUCAUGCGCACGACGACUUCGGGAGCUAGGAAACGCGGCAAGCGAGGUGCCAAGAAGAACAAACAGCCCGAGACGGUCGCUGCUACUAUUACCACUACUACUGAAACCGCAGCCAAAGUCCAAGACCUCGCUCGCGAGCUGUCUGCUCAGUCUGGAAAGAUGUCUCGCGAGAGUUCGGGUUCGGGCACUGGAAGCAAGUUGACCAAGAAGGCGAGCAAGUGGAGUUUGUUCCGUGUCAAGAACGAGGCGGGUGUCAAGAAGGAGCCGAGCUCUGGUGCUGGUGGUGGAUCGGCCGCGACGGUCAAGUCUCUGCUUACCAGCCUCGACGCUCAGCCUGCUAUGCCUGAGCCGAAGUAUGUGCACCCUCAUGCCCCUGGAGCAACGCACGUCCCGCACCCUCCGAUGGUGCACCAGCCGCUGCCGCCUCCUCCCGCUGCAACAACCGCCCCGACUCAGAUCCCGUUCCCGGUCCACGCGCCUCAUACACCUUCUCCCCUCGGCGGACGUCGUCCCGCAGACAGAUGGGGCGACUCGCCCAUCGGUCAAUUUGGCACGUCUCCGGUCGGCGCGAGCGGAAGAAUGUACAAGGCCCCCAGAGGGAGCGAUUCGAAUGUAUCGCUUACAGGUUCGGUCAAGUCCAACGGUCCAGGCUCGGUCAAUGCGUUCAGCGCACCCGCGCUUGCCAAUGCGUUCAACCCCCCUGCCCCAACCAGCGCAUACAGUCCUGUCCCAAUCCCCAACGCGGUCCCGCCCAACGCCCACAACGCCGCGCCGAUCCCCGAGUCUACGAGCGCGCCUCGGCCGCAGAAUCCAACAACUGGCGCCAGAGCACGUCGACCGUCUCCACUUCGUUCACCCACUUUUCCAACGGGUCGUCUCGCACGGUCUCGACCGUCGCGACCAGCGUCUCCGGCUCGGCCUCGAUGUAUUCCCAUCAUUCCAAGGGCUCGCCGGCCCCGAUCGAACGUCAAGUAUAUCGAAGGCACACCAUGGGAACUUGAUGCUCUUCCUCGUCAAGCCCACCCUCGAGUCAACGGCCAACUCGUCCAGGGCCACAUUCACGGUGGUCCGACCGGGUCUCGGAGGAAUAAGCCGCGCAACGCAAAUGGCCUAGGCACGAUCAGCGAAGGUGGAGAGCGCAAGAGCAUGAACCUUGAACGGCAACGGAGUGCGAGUCCCGAGGUUCCGAAGAAGGUUCAAAAGGGACAGAUUAAUACGCUUCGUGGAAUGUUGAGGGCCUUUGGAGCAGGAGGCAAGGAUUAA